AUGCUGCCUCUGUUUCCAGCCCUCCUGGGUCUCCUUGCUGUUUUCUUAGCCUGGAAAUUCCUGAAGGUCCAAGUGGCCCGAAGCAAACUGCCUACAGGACCUGCCCCGCUGCCUCUCAUUGGCAACCUGGGGUUGCUUCGCUUUAAGCUCCACCAUCAAACUUUGCUGAAGAUGAGUUCAACAUAUGGAAACGUCUACACGCUCUGGUUGGGGUCCACCCCCAUGGUUGUGGUGAAUGGAUACCAAGCCGUGAAAGAAGUUCUGGUCACUCGUUCGGAGGAUUUUGCGGAACGGCCUGUUCCCAUUUUUCUCCAAGACCUAAUACAUGAUGCACAAGGUGUCCUAUUUUCCAACGGCCAUCAUUGGAAGCAGCAGAGGAGGUUCAGCCUCAUGACGCUACGGAACCUGGGCCUGGGGAAGCCGGUCUUGGAGGACAGUAUUCAGCAAGAAGCUGGCGUCCUGAUUGAAACCUUUGCCCGACAGAAUGGAAAGCCAAUAGAUCCCUCCGGUCCCUUCCUCGCUGCCAUUAACAAUGUGAUUGCCACCAUGCUUUUCGGGCACUCCUUUUCAUCUGAGCAGGACACUUUCCAGCACUUGAUUGACGGCUCAAAGGCCAUGCAGCAAUUCAGUGGGAAGAUGUGGCCAAGACUCUACGAAGCCUUUCCGAUGGUCAUGAAGCCCUUGCAACCUAUCCUUCAGAGAACGCUGUUAGCGCUGAGUCACUGGAAGCAACUGGAAAGGCUCGUACAGAAUGAAAUCCGAGAACAUCAGAAGGGCGGGGUGCCCGAAGAGCCGCGGGAUUUCAUCGACUCAUACCUUGCUCAAGUGGAAAAAUGUAAAGGUGACCCAGCCUCUACAUUUACAGGAAAAAACAUGGUGCAGGUGAUCCUGGAACUAUUCAUUGCUGGCUCAGACACGUCCACGGUCGCCUUACGCUGGGCGCUUCUCUGCAUGGUGGAACAUCCAGAGAUACAAGAACAAGUCCAAGAGGAGCUGGACACCGUCUUGGACCCGUCCCACGUUAUCCGCUACGAGGAUCGGAAAAUCUUGCCCUUUACCAACGCAGUGCUCCACGAAACUCAAAGGUUUAGCAGUCUGUCUGCCGUGGGGGUCUUCCACAAGAGUUCCAAGAACACAAGCAUCAAAGGAAUGCCUCUUAGCAAGGGUGUCAUGAUUCUCCCCAACCUUUACUCCGUCCAUUACGACCCUGAGCAAUGGGAGACGCCGUACAAAUUCAACCCAGGUCACUUCUUGGACAAGGAUGGGAAUUUCGUCAAGAAAGACGCGUUCUUGCUCUUCUCAGCAGGAAUUCGCGUGUGUUUGGGAGAGAAGAUGGCAAGGACCAUGCUCUUCAUCCUCUUCACCAGCCUGAUGAGGGCCUUCCGGUUCCAGCUGCCAGAAGGGGUGAAGAAAAUAAACAGAGAAGCCAUCCUGGGGAUAGCUCUAACCCCGCACCCGUACAAACUAUGUGCCAUUCCUCGCUAGACUGUAUAGCAUCCAGCUUUUUAUUUUAAAAAGUCUUUUAUUCUGUAAAUCACAAUGUGGUUUUUAGCACUACAGAAAUUAUAGUCUGAGAGCACAGAUAUACUACAAACUUAAACUCAUUGUACAUCGUUGUGACUGUCAUGCAUAUGGACUGAUAGUUUUUAGCCUGAGGGUAGCUUUGCAAUUCUGACACAGGAUAAGGAAGCCAAUCACAAAAUGGCUGCCACGUGACAUGGAUCCAACCACAAAAUGUCAAGCAGCGAGGUUAUAAA
Sphaerodactylus townsendi is the source of this 1757-nucleotide messenger RNA. RefSeq names its product cytochrome P450 2J2-like. Bases 1 to 1485 code for a protein of 494 amino acids. Gene Ontology annotation, biological process: xenobiotic metabolic process; arachidonate metabolic process. The transcript is spliced from 9 exons. The record is from RefSeq and is a predicted model, not a curated record. Gene Ontology annotation, molecular function: iron ion binding; oxidoreductase activity, acting on paired donors, with incorporation or reduction of molecular oxygen, reduced flavin or flavoprotein as one donor, and incorporation of one atom of oxygen; heme binding. Gene Ontology annotation, cellular component: intracellular membrane-bounded organelle; cytoplasm. NCBI's taxonomy places the organism in Eukaryota, Metazoa, Chordata, Lepidosauria, Squamata, Sphaerodactylidae.